Molecule: messenger RNA, 411 nt
Organism: Cinclus cinclus
Lineage: Eukaryota; Metazoa; Chordata; Aves; Passeriformes; Cinclidae
Exons: 1
Coding region: 1-411 (136 amino acids)
Source: RefSeq, a predicted model, not a curated record
AUGGCCAACCCCAGCUGUGUCACCGCAUUUGUAUUGCCACCCCUGGCUGCAUCGCCAGUCUCAAGCUGCAUCGCCCCACUGUUUGCAUCUCCAGCCUUGGUUGCAUUGCCACCCCUGGUUGUGUCACCAACCCCAGCUGUAUCGCCAUCCCCCAGUUGCGUCAUCAGUCCCAGUUGCAUUUCCAAGGCCAGUUAUAGUUCCAUCCCAGUUGCUCUGCCAGCACCAGUUGCAUCAUGCUCCAGUAGCACUGCCAACCCUGGUUAUGUCACCAACCCCAAGCACAUUGUCACCCGCAUCAUGUUGCCAGCCCUGGUCGCAUCACCAACCCCAUCAACAUCAUUGGCCUUGCAGUUUUUCCCAGAGCCCCGUCUCCUGGAGUGCCUGCAAGGCAGCAAGCACCUCACUUUCUGA